This is a messenger RNA of Cynara cardunculus var. scolymus (artichoke), 1991 nucleotides long. RefSeq names its product protein NRT1/ PTR FAMILY 5.2-like. The record is from RefSeq and is a predicted model, not a curated record. Bases 49 to 1860 code for a protein of 603 amino acids. Gene Ontology annotation, biological process: transmembrane transport; dipeptide transport. Gene Ontology annotation, molecular function: tripeptide transmembrane transporter activity; dipeptide transmembrane transporter activity. Lineage: Eukaryota; Viridiplantae; Streptophyta; Magnoliopsida; Asterales; Asteraceae. The transcript is spliced from 4 exons. Gene Ontology annotation, cellular component: membrane.
GAGAGAGAGAGAGAAAGAGGGGGUGAAGGCAGGAAGGAAAGUAGAAGGAUGGUGAGAGAAAAUGUUGAGCAAGGGAGGGAAGGAUACACAGAAGAUGGGACGGUGGAUCUGCGAGGCAACCCAAUCCUCCGAUCCAAACGUGGUGCCUGGACUGCUUGUUCCUUUGUCGUUGUAUAUGAGGUUUUUGAGAGGAUGGCAUACUAUGGUAUCUCAUCCAACUUGAUCAUAUACCUAACCACGAAGCUGCGACAAGGGACGGUAAGGUCAUCAAACAAUGUCACCAACUGGGUGGGUACCAUUUGGAUGACUCCUAUUCUUGGUGCUUAUUUGGCCGAUGCCGUUCUUGGUCGUUAUUGGACUUUCCUCAUCUCUGCAUUCAUCUACCUAGCGGGAAUGUGCUUACUGACGCUAGCAGUUUCAGUAUCAGGGCUAAAGCCUCCCACUUGUGAUUCUGGGACCGACUGCAAGAAAGCUUCCACCUUGCAACUUGCUGUAUUCUUCGGCGCCCUCUAUACACUUGCUGUUGGAACUGGUGGCACCAAACCUAAUAUCUCCACCAUCGGUGCCGACCAAUUCGACGACUUUGACCCCAAAGAGAAGGCCCAAAAGCUUUCCUUCUUUAAUUGGUGGAUGUUCAGCAUCUUCUUUGGUACCCUCUUUGCUAACACGGUUCUGGUCUACAUACAAGACAAUGUAGGAUGGUCUCUCGGUUAUGGCCUCCCUACUCUUGGCCUCUUGAUAUCCAUCUUGAUCUUCUUGGCCGGAACACCUUUUUACAGGCACAAGAUUCCUACUGGCAGCCCUUUCACUAAGAUGGUUAGGGUCAUUAUGGUUGCCCUAAGGAACUGGAAUCUACCCCUCCCAACUGAUCCCAAACACCUCUAUGAACUUGACUUGCUCGAAUAUUCUAAGAAAGGAAAAUACAGGAUCGAUUCCACUCCUACACUCAGCGUCUUAAAUAAAGCAGCUUGUGUUAGAACAGACGCAAUUUCUCCACCGUUGAUGCCAUGUUCUGUAACUGAGGUUGAGGAAACUAAACAGAUACUACGAAUGAUCCCAAUCUUGAUAGCCACCGUCGUCCCAAGCACAAUGAUUGCACAAAUUAGUACGCUUUUUGUUAAGCAAGGAACUACUCUAGAGAGAAAUAUCGGAAGCUUUGAAAUCCCACCAGCCAGCUUAGCUGGAUUUGUGACCCUAUCCAUGCUUAUAUUUGUUGUGCUCUACGACCGCAUAUUUGUGAGAAUAAUGGCAAAGUGGACCAAGAAUCCAAGAGGGAUUACUCUCCUCCAAAGAAUGGGUACAGGAAUGGUUAUCCACAUCAUUAUAAUGGUGGUAGCGUCCGUAACCGACCGGCAUAGGCUAAGCGUCGCAAAAGAUCAUGGCGUGGUUGAGAAUGGGAAGCAAGUUCCUUUGUCAAUCUUGGUCCUCCUUCCUCAGUUUAUACUAAUGGGAAUGGCAGAUGCGUUUCUAGAGGUGGCCAAGAUCGAAUUUUUUUACGAUCAAGCACCAGAAAGUAUGAAGAGUCUUGGGACUUCUUAUUCGAUGACAAGUCUAGGGAUUGGGAGUUUCUUUAGUAGCUUUCUCCUAUCCACGGUAUCUCGUGUUACUAAGAGGAAUGGUCACAAAGGGUGGAUUUUAAACAACCUCAACGACUCACAUCUCGACUACUAUUAUGCUUUCUUUGCAGUGCUCAAUUUGUUCAACUUCAUCUUCUUUCUUGCAAUGGCCAAGUUUUACGUAUACAAGGCUGAGGUCUCAGAUUCUAUGGUCAUUCUUGGACAAGAGUUGAAGUCAACUACUACUACUGAUCAUCAUGUGGUAGCUGAAAAAGAAGCGGCAUCAAGGUUCAACUUAACUUGAAGACCCAACUAAAAGGAAAUUAAAGAUUUGCACAAGUAAAACGAAAGAAAUGAUUAUGUAGCUACAACAGUCCACUUGUAUCAGCUUUGUUUAAUUAGGUCAUGUUGCACCUGUAACUUUUGAUAUAGAAA